UUUAGGUAUGCCUACCCGAGACUACCAUAAUCCUUACAAUGCACAGAGCUGAGAGAGACAGAGCUGCGCUCAUUUUGAGAGAUAGGACGGACAUAUAAUCGGUGUUUAAUUCCAUACGAAUAAUAGGUUUUACUUGAUAGGAUUAUCUUGAAAUGUAUUGCAAACCAAGACCUUUACGAAGUCCAAGAGAUCAUCAUUCAUGGACAUGCGGAUUCAAAUGAAGAUAAAGGUUUUCCUAUGGCGGGGGCUUCUGCUUUUCUUCCUCCUGGGGAAUACAAUAGAAGCGCAGACGCGCUACACCAUCCCGGAGGAGCUCAACGUGGGAUCCGUUGUUGGGAAUAUAGCAAUGGAUCUGGGUUUGCAAGUGUCUGAGAUUUCCGAUCGUAAACUGAGGAUAACCUCCGAGGGUGAUAAGCAGUAUUUCAGUGUGGAUUUGGGAAGAGGUGACCUCAUUGUUAGUGAGAGAAUAGACAGGGAGAAUCUGUGUGGACGAAAUCCCAAUUGUCUGUUACCUUUGGAGGCUUUAAUUGAAAACCCACUACAGCUGUAUCGUGUUGAGAUCGAAAUUCAGGAUAUAAAUGACAAUUCCCCAGUUUUCCAAAACAAUCAAAAUGUUUUAAAUAUUGCGGAGUCUACAAUUCCAGGUGUACGAUUUCGUUUAGAAUCAGCACAAGACCCCGACGUUGGCUCCAAUUCUUUACGCUCAUAUACACUUAGUAAAAAUGAACAUUUUGUGUUAGACAUAAAAACAAAGAAGGAUGGGUCAAAAGUCCCAGAAUUGGUUUUAGAAAAAGUAUUGGACAGAGAAAAACAGUCCGUACAGAGCCUGCUUUUGACGGCCGUAGAUGGUGGAAAUCCUGCUAGAUCAGGUACAGCAGAAAUUACUAUUCGAGUUCUAGACAAUAACGACAAUGCACCUGUGUUUGAAGAAAGUACAUAUGACAUUCAAGUGGUUGAAAACACAUUACCAGGAACGGUCGUCGUCACUGUUAAAGCAGUCGAUCUUGAUGAUGGGUCCAACAGUGAGAUCGUUUACUCAUUUGGACCACACACACCAGAGUCACUACAGGACCUUAUAACUGUAGAACCGCAAACUGGUGAAAUAAAGGUUAAGGGAAAUAUAGAUUAUGAAAAGGGAAAUUCGUUUAAAUUUGAUGUUCUCGCAACAGACAAGGGCACCCCACCAAUGCAGGGCGUAUGUAGUAUUAAUGUAGAAGUUAUUGAUUUAAACGACAAUUCCCCAGCUCUCAUUUUAAAAUCGCAGCCUAGCCCGGUGAGGGAAGACACGCCUAUUGGAACGGUUGUUGCUUUGAUAAGUGCUAAGGAUAUAGACUCUGGAGAUAAUGGUGAAGUAAGUCUGAAUAUAGCUCCAGGCUUACCUUUUUCAUUAAAACCAUCAAUUUCUAAUAACUACGCUUUGGUUAGUGAUUCCAGUUUCGAUCGGGAGAAAAAAACGGAGUAUACUGUCGAAAUUAUAGCUUCUGACCACGGGAAACCGUCUCUUACCUCUAGAAAAACAAUCACGGUUCGUGUUUUAGAUGUCAAUGACAACUCGCCAGUGUUUUCCCAGCCGUUCUAUACUGUGUAUGUUAAAGAAAAUGGCAUCCCGGGAUCUUUACUGAUCUCAGUGUCCGCCUCUGAUACAGACAUGGGUGAGAAUGCGAAGAUCUCCUAUUCUAUAUUAGACUCUAAAGUACAAGACGUGUCUGUCUCGUCCUAUAUUUACAUAAACUCAGAUAACGGCAGCAUCUACAGCAUGCUGGUGGAGGCCACAGACUCGUCUCUGUUCACGUGUGAAUCUUUACACAGGGGAGGUGAGGACUAA
This is a messenger RNA of Salvelinus sp. IW2-2015, 1825 nucleotides long. The record is from RefSeq and is a predicted model, not a curated record. Lineage: Eukaryota; Metazoa; Chordata; Actinopteri; Salmoniformes; Salmonidae.